This is a messenger RNA of Megalops cyprinoides (Indo-Pacific tarpon), 2420 nucleotides long. RefSeq lists its product as uncharacterized. The record is from RefSeq and is a predicted model, not a curated record. Bases 693 to 2084 code for a protein of 463 amino acids. Lineage: Eukaryota; Metazoa; Chordata; Actinopteri; Elopiformes; Megalopidae. The transcript has 7 exons.
ACUACGAUUGUCUGCAUUAGUAGCAUGAUUGCUAGCAAAUUAGCAUACAUUUUGUUUGCAUUAUUAGAAAAUAAGCAUGAUUCCUAGGAUAUCAGCAUAAGUACUCUUAGCAUUAUCACGUACACUUUGCACUCAUUGUAUUUGUAAUCGAUAUAUUUGGCUGUUAGCUCCAAUUUAUCCACAACAAUGCAGAUGCAAUGCCAGCAUAGACACAGUGGCACAGUCCAUACACUGAGUCAACGCCACCGGUUUGAAUCCCACUGAGCAAUGUAAACAUGUUCACGUGUGGCAUGACAUCAGUGCACUUUUACACUUGGAGAUACAUGUCUGCAAUGUUUUUGUAGAAACCGGACUCCGCUCACUGCUUUUGUUGUUUUGGCCUUCGCUCCUUGCUUGGUCAUUGCUGCCUGCAGCUAUAUUUCCUUCUUAUUUCCUUCUUGCUGCUGGAAUUAUGAACCACAAUAAUGACAGUAGAGCAUUAGAGAGAGAGAGACUCCACUCAUAGCAUACACACUGCUAUAAUUAUGAACCAAUAUUACAACUACCUUCCAACCCCUACUUUUUUCUGUCACAGUUUCUCACCCUUCUACCUCACCUGCUUUUUCUCUGUGUCACCUGUAUCGCCUAAAUCAUUUUCUGUCACUAUUCCCUCUCCCCCCUUCUACCUUAGCUUUCCCUCUACCUCUAUUUGAAUGCCUUGGAAUAUCUUUACCCACUUCUUUUUUUUUUUUCCUCUUCUCUUUUACUUCCUCCGUCUACCCUCUUUUCAUCUCUUCUUUUUCUUUCUUUCCCUCUUUCAGCAUGGACGUACAGACUUUUCAUGGGAAGGAAUCAAUCUCUCAAUGGAAGAUACCACCUCCAUCCUCCCUCGUCUGAAGCGAAACUCCUCCAAUGCCUAUGGGAUCGGUGCUCUGGCUAAGUCCUCUCUGUCAGGUGUGUCAGGUGUGACACGCUCCAUGAAGGACAAAGUGACGAAGCCCACAGCCAUGGCCCAGGGCCGCGUGGCUCACAUGAUCGAGUGGCAGAGCUGGGGCAAACCAUCUGCUGGGCCGGAGGGGGGCGCGGGUCGGACCAACCUGCACCGCGAGAGGGAGAGACGGCUGGAAAACGACGCCUACAGUGACCUGAGCGACGGGGAGAAGGAAGCCCGCUUUGCAGCCGGAGUGAUGCAACAGUUUGCAAUCUCAGAAGCAACCUUGCUGGCCUGGAAUUCUAUGGAUGGAGACAGUCUAUGCGCUGGAUCCAACCAAGGCAGCGUGGCCCAACUCAGCGAUGUCAACCAGGAGAGUAUCACCAGUAGAGAUCAAAUAUUACAUCACUCUUCAGCAGACGUUUGGCCACACAGCUACGUGUCUCAGGGCCUCUACUGCCUCUCCUCCUCCGAUGCCUGGGAGCCAAUCAAUGACGAUCCCUCGGGCGUGGUCUCCCCCGGCGGCAGCUCUUAUGUCAUGCCGGCCGGGACCCUGUGUGAAAGCUACGAGGGAAACACAGGCCACAUUUUAUCCCAGCAACAGCAACUUAACUUGCAACAGAGUCAGUUGCAGCAACUGCAACAAAUACAGCACUACCAGCAGCAGCAGUUACUACAGUAUCAACAACAGCAGGCACUGGAACACAGGUUCCACAGAGCCACCCGCUCCCUGCAGGCCACCCCAAACAGCACCAUCCACAGCCUGGGCCCCACCACUCACACACCCCUCGUUGAUUUGUGGGCGGCGGGGCAGGUGGAGGCCUAUCAGGUGGACGUUGGCGGUUACGUGGGCGUGUCAGCUGGAGAAGGGGAAGCAGCGGCGAUGGAUGGGAAGGAGGCAGGGACGGAGAGCGAGUGUCUGCUGGAGCAACAGGAAGAGGAGGAGGCUAGGGAGGGGGAAGUGACGUUGUGCACAGAGCACGAGUCUCUUACUUUGACCCCACCAUUGCAAAGCGAAGAGAUUGUUGCUGCUGCAGGGGACAUCAGCCCGGGACAAGCAACAGAGCCGAUCACGGAGUACAAGAACUUUGACGUCACUUCUUGUGUUGUCCAGUCCUUGGAAGAGAAGGAUGAGGAGGCAGAAAAUGCUUCGGUUGCUGUGGCAACCAACUGAGUUACGAGCAACAGAAAGAGACUAACAGACUCCGCAGCUGGCAUAAGAAAAUAAUUUAUGAAAUAAUCAAUCAAUCAAGAUAUUCUAUUCCUUUGCAGGUAUUAAUCCUCUCUGUGACUGAACCAAUUUUAGAGACUAUUUUAUGAGGAGAAAAUGACAGACAAAAAAAUAAUAAUAAAACAUCAAGAACAAAACAACGUGAAAGACUUACGUCCCUGAGGAGUCAGGGAUACAUAGACUGAGAUAAAGGAGAGGAGGAAGAGAGGAGGGGAGGAGGAGCGGGGUUGUGUUCAGAAAAUGGAGCAGCCUGGAAAAGAGGAAGGAGUGAGAGAGAAA